Schistocerca americana (American grasshopper) is the source of this 895-nucleotide messenger RNA. It is a transcript of the gene mRpL48, whose product is annotated as 39S ribosomal protein L48, mitochondrial. Gene Ontology annotation, cellular component: mitochondrial ribosome. The transcript has 7 exons. NCBI's taxonomy places the organism in Eukaryota, Metazoa, Arthropoda, Insecta, Orthoptera, Acrididae. Bases 285 to 866 code for a protein of 193 amino acids. The record is from RefSeq and is a predicted model, not a curated record.
AUCGAUUGUUGUCAGUGUUUACUCGAAUGUUAUUGGCUUGGAUCCGAGCUAGAAAGUAAAUAAUUUGGGGGCUGUGAGGAAUACAGUGCUGGUGUAUGGCGCAUAAUUCUGAAUUAUCGAACUUAUUUUUGUUUUAAAGGCGUGUUUUACAUAUUUAUUGAGCAUUCACAAUCGUCUUAAACAAUGCUGCGCCUUUUGCAAAGAAGUGGCUUCCUCCUUGAAGUGUUCCAAGUGCCAGCAGUGCUGAGCUAGUAAGCCCCAUCGAAAAGACAGUAUGGCAGAGUAUGACUUGCAUGAAUCAGGUGAAGGCCUCCCAGUUACACAUCUGUGCGGUCACAAGAUCAUCUCACCUUAAUGACUGUUUGCAGAAGUUCUCAUUGGCACAGAAUCUGAGAGGAAGAGCCCAGAAUUACAGCAUAUAUGAACCGGAUUACUUAGAUGCCUUAAAACCAAAAAUUCCAGUUUAUGAUGCUAUCAACAUUCAGAUAAAAGGCUAUGAUUAUCCUGUUUUGGAACACUAUCAAAAAUUUAUUCACAAUCUCUCAGAAAAUAUGAACAUAGAAGUAGAAGAUGGGUGGGCUUUGCCAGCUCAGACACAAACAGUGCAGCGAUUCAAACCCCAGAGCACUGUUGUUGAUUCAGAAUAUAAACUAUCCAUUUACGAGAGAAAUGUGCAGAUAGUCGAUGUACCUUCUACUACACUGGCAGUUCUUCUUAAUAUCCUGAGAGCUACAUUACCAGAGGGAGUCAAUCUCAGUGUUCAUGAGCAUUCGCCAGAACACGAAGAAAUUCGUUAUGUACCAGAUCAAGAAUUACUUGAGUUGAAAAGCCAAUUAGAAGCUCUUGGGGGACCAAGAAAGAAAUAAUAACAGAAUGAGAUACAUUAAGUAAUGUA